Lactuca virosa is the source of this 763-nucleotide messenger RNA. Lineage: Eukaryota; Viridiplantae; Streptophyta; Magnoliopsida; Asterales; Asteraceae. The record is from the annotation of a GenBank genome assembly.
ACUCUUCCCAAAUUCCCCAACUUACGAUUUUUCUUCGAGACUUCGAAAAUCGACUGUUCACCUAUCGUGUUUGAGAAUCGACACGUCAACAAUCGGUUGUUGGAAUGGAAGUUCCUGAUGCAAGCAAUUCAGAAUGCGAGUUUGUUUCUGAAAACAACGUGGUUUCAAACAACAAAAGAAAGAGACCCUCGAACAAGAAAAACACCCAGAAUGCAAAACCUAUGAAGAAAGAAGUAUCUGAAUGGUGGGACCAUUUUCAAGAAACGAAAAUCCCCAAUUUUGCUGAGUGUAUCUAUUGUCAAGAUCUUGUUCCUUACGCAACAAAGAGCACAAUCAAUCAUUUAAUAAAUCACAUGCAUGCUUGCAAAGAGUAUCCACCAAAUGUCGAUCUAAGACAAGAACUUCAUCAUCUUGAGUCGAAAACACAUCUGAGUGAUGAAGCUUCUGUUGAAACUGUAACAAUUCCUAGGUUAAGGGAUCCAAACCAAGAAGCUCUUGAGAAAGCUCUUGCAAAGAUGCAACUGAUGAUGAAACACCUGGCAAUGUUUAAGAAUGAACAAAAUGCUACUGGAAGCUGGAUGGAACAAUUGUUAAGAACAAAAUGUUGUUGGAAAUCUGGAAUGAACAAAUGAUGUUUUGGAACAUUUGUCUUUUAUCUGUUUGGCUUGAACUUUGAGAUUGAAUAGUUAAUGGUUAAUUGUAACUGAGUUUUUGUUUUUAGAUUUAUUAAAUGUUAUAGUAGAAGGAAUGGGUUUUUGGAGUG